CUCGUUCGAUCUGUCAAACGGUGAAAACGAGUCGUCGGUCACUGUCGCGAAACGGAGCUAGCUUCCCAUCAGUGCUUGAUUUUGUGCCGAUUUUGUCCUCCCGGUAGUUUCGGAUCGAACCGUGAAAACACACCUCAUUGAAAAAUGUCCACCGUAGCGAGUGCCCUAUCUCUGGCAGGAACGCGCACAUCCGGCGCCCCGGUCCGAACGCAAAAUGUGAUGGCAGCGUCCUCGAUCGCCAACAUUGUCAAAUCGUCUCUGGGACCAGUCGGGCUCGACAAAAUGCUGGUCGAUGACAUUGGCGAUGUGACGGUCACAAACGACGGUGCCACCAUUCUGCGGAUGUUGGAAGUGGAACAUCCGGCUGCCAAAGUCCUGUGCGAGCUGGCUCAGUUGCAAGACGAAGAAGUGGGAGAUGGCACCACAUCCGUUGUGAUCAUUGCCGCCGAGCUGUUGAAGAACGCUGACGAGCUUGUCAAACAGAAGAUCCACCCAACAUCCAUAAUUGCCGGGUAUCGUCUGGCCUGUAAGGAAGCCUGCAAGUACAUUUCGGAGCAUCUGACCGCCCCGGUAGAUGAAUUGGGUCGUGAAACGCUCGUCAACGUGGCAAAGACUUCGAUGAGCUCGAAAAUUAUCGGAGCUGAUGCGGAUUUCUUCUCGUCCAUGGUGGUAGAUGCUGCGCAGGCCGUCAAGAUCAUCGAUCCCAAGGGAAAUCCGAUGUACCCGAUCAAGGCGGUCAAUGUUCUGAAAGCGCACGGUAAAUCCGCACGCGAAAGUGUGCUCGUGCAAGGUUACGCUCUGAACUGCACGAUCGCUUCUCAGCAGAUGCCGAAGAAGAUCACCAACGCAAAGAUUGCCUGUCUGGACUUUUCGUUGCAGAAGACUAAAAUGAAGAUGGGAGUGCAGGUGUUGAUCACCGAUCCCGAGAAGCUGGAAGGCAUCCGUUCGCGUGAGUUGGACAUCACCAAGGAGAAGAUCGAGAAGAUCCUAGCCACUGGUGUGAACGUCGUUCUGUGCAGCGGAGGAAUCGAUGAUCUGUGUUUGAAAUACUUCGUCGAAGCCGGAGCUAUGGCAGUCCGUCGUGUGAAAAAGUCCGACUUGAAGCGCAUUGCCAAGGCCACUGGUGCCGCGUUCCUGACCUCGUUGACUAACAUGGACGGUGAGGAGAGCUUCGAAGCAAGCUAUGUCGGUGAAGCGGCCGAAGUUGUACAGGAGUUCAUCUGCGACGAUGAGUUGAUCUUGAUCCGUGGUCCCAAGGCGCGCACCGCAGCUUCUAUCAUUCUGCGUGGACCCAACGAUUUCUACUGUGACGAAAUGGAACGCUCGAUUCAUGAUGCGCUGUGCGUGGCGAAGCGAGUGCUGGAAGGAAAGAAGGUUGUUGCCGGUGGUGGUUGCGUUGAAGCUGCACUUUCCAUAUCUCUGGAGAACUUUGCUACCUCGUUGAGCUCUCGGGAACAACUUGCUAUUGCCGAGUUUGCCAAAUCACUCUUGGUUAUUCCCAAAACAUUGGCCGUGAAUGCCGCUAAGGAUGCGACCGAUCUGGUGGCCAAGCUCCGUGCCUAUCAUAAUUCCAGCCAAACCAAGGUCGACCAUGCCCAUCUUAAGUGGUGCGGCUUGGAUCUCGUCGAGGGAAUUGUGAAGGACAACAAGAAGGCUGGAGUACUUGAACCGGCCAUGUCGAAAAUCAAAUCGCUCAAGUUUGCAACUGAAGCUGCGAUUACUAUCCUGCGUAUUGAUGACAUGAUCAAGCUGAACCCAGAAGAGAAACAAGGCAAGAGUUACGGAGAUGCGUGUGCUGCCGGAGAGUUGGACGGUUAGGACGGCAUCUCUCCUCCUUUGUACUCAAUUCGUUUUAAGUAAGUCUUUUCGCACGUUUUUCUUACUCUAUUGCUUACUGCUCACAACAGUGGCUUAUCAGAAGCAUUGUUUCCCCCCAUUAAAUAACACAAAAAAUGAACCACUUGCUUUCGAUUUAUGUACUGUGAAGGCGGGGUAGGGCACAUACCGAAACUUUGAGAGUAGAAGCAUCCCGUAGUCAGCGGUCUCAUUUAUUUCAUUUUAUCUACUACCGGAUCAUAACAACAAUAAGCACCCACACGUAAUAUAGUUGAUACCUAAUGAUGGUAAUAACAUUGAAA
Messenger RNA from Aedes aegypti (yellow fever mosquito), 2138 nucleotides. RefSeq names its product T-complex protein 1 subunit alpha (gene CCT1). The record is from RefSeq and is a predicted model, not a curated record. Gene Ontology annotation, molecular function: ATP hydrolysis activity; ATP-dependent protein folding chaperone; ATP binding. Lineage: Eukaryota; Metazoa; Arthropoda; Insecta; Diptera; Culicidae. Gene Ontology annotation, biological process: protein folding. The transcript is spliced from 3 exons. The coding region runs from base 145 to 1818 and encodes 557 amino acids. Gene Ontology annotation, cellular component: chaperonin-containing T-complex.